This is a messenger RNA of Stylophora pistillata, 956 nucleotides long. RefSeq lists its product as uncharacterized. NCBI's taxonomy places the organism in Eukaryota, Metazoa, Cnidaria, Anthozoa, Scleractinia, Pocilloporidae. The record is from RefSeq and is a predicted model, not a curated record.
AUUAUUAUCGGUAUUAAUCUAGAAAGGAACAUCCGGACUUCAAAAGCUAUGGGGAGGCAGAUGUGAUGUUGUUGGCCAAACACUUUUUCAGUAAUGAUGUGGACCAGUUCAUGGCAGAAUGGCAUCGUUUCAAAUUUGAUCUCAUUGACUUUCAGGGGGACAUGGAGUUUUCUUUGAGGCAGCUAUGCCAGUCUCAGAAACAGUACCCACUGCUGUCUGAAGUCGCAGAGAUUUGCUACUCAGCCCCUGUCACAAAUGCUUGGCCAGAGAGGGGGGCUUCUGCUGUAAAGCGAAUUAAGACAAGGCUACGAAGCUUGCUUAAGGAUGACAUGUUGAAUGUUCUCCUACAAGUUUCCAUUAAUGGACCAACCUUGGCUGACGCAGACAGCAUAAUUCAAGAUGCUACAAAGCAUUGGCUGAAUGACAAAUCAAGGUACAAAUUGAAACGAGUGAACCAGCCACGACAACCCCCAAAGGAGAAUGCGGAACUACCACGUGCUGCCUUUUUCUCUGCUGCAACCCAAACUGACAUAGUAAUUGACUUGAAUAAGGAGGCGGAGGAAGAAGAACAGAGUAAAGAACAAGAAGCAGAGAUGAUAGUCGCAGAGAGCUUAGGUUUGGCUGGUGAAGACUGCACAGAACAAAACAUAUCAGACGAAGAUUCAGGCCUUGACUCUGUUUCUGAGGAUGAGUUUUAGCCAUGCCCCACUCUCGCCUUGAAUUAUCUGACUGCUUUAUUAGAUAAUUAUUAGCUAAAAUAUCUCAAAAGAUUUAUGUGAUUGAUGAAUCAAAUAGGUCAUAUUCGUAUUUUUGUUGCAAAAUUUCAUAUGAUGUAACAGAAAAGGGCUGCAUUUUAUUAAAUACGUUGUCAUUUCUUGUGUUUGUGAAGCCUGUUCAUCUGCUUCAUUUGGGCAACCAAAAUGCACCAGAUUGCGUCUCAGAGCACUUAGUUUUUC